Molecule: messenger RNA, 3748 nt
Organism: Porites lobata
Lineage: Eukaryota; Metazoa; Cnidaria; Anthozoa; Scleractinia; Poritidae
Source: the annotation of a GenBank genome assembly
AUGGCGGCCACGUCAGUUCCUCUGUAUUCUCCGUCUUCACAACCUCCUUUGGAUAUGGAGGUAGAUCCACCGGUGGACGAGUUUUCGUUUGGCCCUCCAAUGAGUCAAGAUGCCUCCAUGUACUCUGGAUCCAUUGAGGCGCAGGAGGAAUUCAUGGAAAGCGGUCGGAAAGACGACGCGAGUGGAGGCCCUCGGUACAGAUUUCCUUUCUAUUCGCAAAUUUUUAACAAGAAAAACUACGACUGGCUCUUAGAGGUGGAUGAAAGCGGCGACGAUUUUAACAAGCCACUACUGUAAGUACACUUUUGAACAGGAAUUAACUUUUUUCUUAGCAGAAGAAUUGUAGAAGAACACAAAUUAUAUAUUAUAUGUAGUUGGAGUUAGCUAGUUCUUAAUAUGAGCUGUUGUUGGUUCAAGUGGGUUCGACAUGUUUCUCCUUUAAUCAGCUGUUAUUGUGGGUGACUGCAUACACCACCAUCGUUCAGGUUUUGAAUUAUUCUCCUUGACCUUGCCUUGCACUUAAACAAGAGCAAGGGAAUUGACUGGAAAUCACUGUGAAGCUCAUACCCGAGCAAUGUUUAAUAAGCGUAAACAUUAAUUUCAGACAAUUUAUUUAAUAUGCUUUUUUCCUGCAAUCAUACUCAGAAGUACAAAACCAGCAGGACCUUACAAAACCAAUUGUUCAUCAGAAUGAAAAAUACAACAAGGAAACCAAUUAACAAAGUCUGUCUUUAGUUACAAGAAUGUUACCCUGUAAUAUUGAAUGGGGUCCAUUUUGAGGGAUGGAACUUACAAUUUAGUAAAAAGAGUUUUUCUUGUGCAUAACUGCAUUUUACAAAUUACAUCAUAAAAUAUUUUCAGUGGAAUUUUUGUUCUAUACCAGUCCCCGUGGAUAGUGAUUUAUCCGGUGGAUAGCGUUAUCCACCUUUUUAACAAUCAGGCCGCGGUUGUUCAAACAUUGGAUAGCGCUAUCCACAGGAUAAAAAUCUAUCCAAUGGAUAGGGCAGUUGGUUUCCCUAAUACUUAUCUGCUGGAUAGUGAUUUAUCCGGUGGAUAGCGCUAUCUAACAUUUGAACAACCGGGACCAGGUGUACAAUAAUCGUUAAGGUUGGAUAUGUCCCUAUAUGCAUGAAUGUGAUAACAGUAAUAUUGUCAUCAAUAUUCUGUCAUCUUGACAGGUAAUAAUGUUGGUAUUGCCUUGUAAUAAUAUUUACUGUGUUUUUCCAGUGAAGAACUUGACAUUGACUUGCAAGAUAUCUACUACAAGGUGCGUUGUGUUGUGUUUCCAAUUCCGUCACUGGGAUUCAAGAGAGAUGUGCUUAGAGACAGUCCAGACUUCUGGGGCCCUUUGCUUGUUGUGGUUGUAUAUGCAAUGCUGGCAUUAUUGGGACAAUUUAAGGUUAGUUAAUAAUUUUUUAGUCAACAUUAGGGAACUUAAGCAACGAAAACAGCUAAAAAGCAAUGGGUUUAGAUUGGCAAAACAACAACUUUGCACAUGCAUGACGCGUUUUUGUACAUUUCUUAGCCGUCGUUACAUGACUAUGACAUGAAAGUGCCUACAUGUAAUUUAACGUUUUGUCGAAGACAGGACCACAAGACAACAGCUUUGUUUUUCUUAACUUGAACUUUGAUGGAGUCCUUUGGAAUUCAACUCCAAAAAAAUUUGCCAACAUUUGACGAAUUAAACAAGAUGGAACAAGCGCGAUAAAGUCUUAAGCAGCGCAAAUUCACUUUUCAAGUGAUGUCUUUGUAUAAUAAUAAGAAAAGGGGCAAUGUCAUCAUAGAGUAGUGAUUAAUAUUAUUACACUCAGUAGGUGUACAUUAUUUUGAUUUCAUUGACAUAUUUCUCUUGGUUUACCUUGGCUGAUAAGGCUUAGAGGAGGGGGGGGGUGUGUCAGUUAUGGCAUACAUGACCUUAACAGGGCUCGCAAUUAGCUUAUCCAUUGAAGCAUCAGCUGGCGUGGCAACACAAAAGAACACAGAAUAAAUUUACUGACCACUGAGUUAUUGACUUGACAGGUUGUCUCCUGGAUAAUAACAAUAUGGCUGCUGGGAUCCCUCAUUAUUUUCUUGCUGGCCAGAGUGCUGGGAGGAGAAGUAAGUUUUCAGAAUUGAUUACUAAAUAAAAGUACUGGUGUUUCAUGCCAUAACACACAUAUUUAUAUUGUUUGGAGAUAAGUGAUGUUUGCCACACUUGGUGCUUGAAGACUACCCACAAUGUUACAGUACAGACCCAUUCAAAAUAUACUUAAUGGUUUUGUUACAUUUCAGGUAAACUACUCUCAGUGCUUGGGAGUGAUUGGCUACUCACUUAUUCCGCUUGUUCUGACUGCUGGCGCUCUGCCUUUGGUGCAUUAUUUUCCCAUGGUUAGCUUCAGUGUCAAGGUAAUUAACAAAAAUUCGCUCAAGCAAAAAAUUGUUGUUCUGCCAAGGCUGCAGCUGAACUUUUAACCAUUGGUGAUGAUUUUGCUCAAAUUGGAACACAAAUCAAACCUUUGAAAAAAAACCUAGGGUUUCAAAAAAACUGUAAAAAAAUCUCUGGAACAAAACUUAACCCAGCUCCAAUAAUUUCCAAGUGCCUUAUUUGCAGAACUAUGCAGCAAGGAUACAUAAGCAUCACCAGAAAUCUCCAGAUGCUUUUCAAUUCCCACAAAACAACUUAAAUCAAGCCACACACACACACACACAACACAAAUUUUCAAAUAAUUUCCUGCCCAGUGUAAGAAACCCAGGAAUUGAAAAUUUGAAGCCCAGAGAUUCUACAAUCACCCCUGUCACUUGAAAUCCAGAGUACCCCCCCCCCCCCCCCCUUCCUUGCUCUUCAGUUAGUGCUUCAACUCUACUUUGGACAGUGUGGUGAGCUCAUUUGCCUUUUUAGAUAAAUCUCAUAGUCCAGAUCUUAGACAAGAAUACCGUAAAAUUCCGAAAAUAAGCCCGUCCAUGUAUAAGCCCCUCCAAAUAUAAGCCCCCCAAACCGGUAAGGCAAAAAACCCUCCAUUAAAUCGCCCCUCCAAAUAUAAGCCCCCCGGGGGCUUGUACUUGGAAAAUUGCCCUCAAAUACAAAGUAAAACAAAGCAAAAACGGUAAAUUUACUUCCAACUAUAAGGAUAGCCCAAUCGAUUUUGAAAUGCAAAUUUCCCCCCGUAUAUAAGCCCCUCCGAACAUAAGCCCCUCCAAAAAUAAGCCCCUCAGAAAGGGCCUUUGAAAAAUGUAAGCCCCGGGGCUUAUUUUCGGAAUUUUAUGGUAUGUUCUUUAUUCAUGUUGUAUCAGAUGCUGGGCAAAAAAUGUUUGUCCCUGAGGAGGUUUAACAAAGAACCUAGAACCAGAUGGUCUCCUUGAGGCCUAAAAACUGAUCUGUUGCUAUGUUUGUUCUGGGAUUCUCUCAUGUGAAUGGCCUACAUUGUAUCUUGUCAGGUGCAAUAAUGACAUUUUAAAAUUCUGCUGAGCUCUAAAGACACAGAGCUUGGUUUCAAAGUGUUAACUUCUUGCUUCAUUAUACUCUCAUAAUGUUUUCUUCAAAUAUCCUGUCCUAGGGAACAAUCACAAUAUUAUUUGUUUUUGUUGAAAGCAUCAUCAUGGUAACAUCCAUUUAAUGUUUUUUCCACUUCAGCUGUUUGGUGUGGUUUGGGCAUCAUACAGCGCAGGAUCUCUCCUCAUACAAGAUGAACUCAAGAACAAAAGACUCUUACUUAUGUACCCAAUAUUACUACUGUAUAUCUACUUCUUUUCUCUGUAUACUGGUGCAUGA